UGGUGUUUUGACCCUAGGUUUAUUUUUUUUGAAGAUCCCUGCUGAGACUGCAAGCAUACAGGCGAGGAUGAGGGCUGCACUACUGUGCCUGGCUCUCCUGGUGUCCCUGGGUGUCCUACAGGCGGCCCCUGAGAAACACCCAGUUGCUCUUUCCGAGGACGCCCUGAAAGAGCUGUCCCAGGAAGGGGAGAGGUAUGUAGGGGAAGAGAUGAAGAGGGCCCUGAUGGGGGUGAAGCAGAUGAAGGAGCUCAUGGAGAGGAACGGGGAGAAGCACGAGCAUCUGAUGAAGACUCUGAUGCACAGCGGCGAGAAGAAGAAGGGGGCCCAGGAGCUGGCCCAGGAGGUGGAGCAGAAGCUGGGAGAGGCGGAGCAGCACUGCCAGCAGUCCCUGAAGGCUUCCUGGGAGGAGUGCCGCCCAUGCCUGGAGGAGGCCUGCAAGACCUUCUACACCUCCACCUGCCGGCGCGGCUUCUCCUCUUUCUCCGACAAGGUGGAGCAGUUCUUCCGCAGAAUGGCGUCGCGGGGAAGCCAGGACCUCCUCAUGAGCCAGAGCCCCGACAGUCCGGACAGGCAGGUGCAGCAGGUGGAGGACUCCUUCAACGAGCUUCUGCACAAGGUCAACGACGUUUACACCAAGAGCGUGGUGCUGGUCGUGAAGAUGCAGCAGGAGUUCGACCAGGCUUUCCGGGAGAUCUUUGCUCCAGAGACCAAGGCAGACGGUGGGAGGCCUCGCCCCUCCUCCGCGGAGGACACCGACUCCAGCUUCUUCCAGGGCAUCGGGCUGGAUGACGUGCUGGACUCCUUCUUCGACUUCGGCAAGACGGUGUUCCAGGAGUUCAGCUCCGUGGUCACGCAGGUCUUCGACGACAUCCACGAGUCUAUUAAGGAAUCGAAGGUGGAAAAGGAGAAGGAGCAGUUCCCUCGUGUGCUGCCGUCACAGAGCAGGAAGUUGUGCAGAGAUCUGCGCAGACAGACGUCCGAAUGCUGGCAGCUGAGCAGCCAGUGUGAUUCCUGCAAAGGAACUCUGCUGGAAGACUGCCCCAGCGUGAGGGAGCUGCAGGUGGAGCUGAACGAGGUCUCCCAGCUCCUCCAGACCUCCAGCCAGCAGUACGAGGAGGUGCUGCAGAUCGUGCAGCGCCACACGGAGGACACCGUCACCUGGCUCAGCAACAUGGCCAGCAACUUCGGCUGGGUGGCCGAGGUGGCCAUCAACAGCACGGCGGAGCCAGAGAUCAUCUUCAACAUCUCCGCCGUGCUGCCCCACGCAGUGGAGGGGUACGACGGCUCUGCAGCAGACAGCAAGGUGGAGGUGAACAUCCUGGACUCUCCCAGGAUGACCCUGAACGUACCUGCCGAGCUGGAGGUGGAGGACCCCGCCUUCGUCCAGUACGUGGCUCAGGAGGCCCUGGGCAGGUACAAGCUGCUGCUCAGGCAGGAUGACCCUUAA
Megalops cyprinoides (Indo-Pacific tarpon) is the source of this 1447-nucleotide messenger RNA. RefSeq names its product clusterin-like protein 1. NCBI's taxonomy places the organism in Eukaryota, Metazoa, Chordata, Actinopteri, Elopiformes, Megalopidae. The transcript has 8 exons. The coding region runs from base 68 to 1447 and encodes 459 amino acids. The record is from RefSeq and is a predicted model, not a curated record.